CACGCGUCGGGCAGUCAGUCGCAAGCGGCCGAUGUGUCGACGUACCACCUUGUAUGCGAUCGCGCGUGUACGGUGCACGUUGGGUAGCGCACAUUCCUUUUUCAAAUUUCGUUGAAUCGUCGGAUCAGAGGCGAGGUGAAAAAGCAUCCGAUUAAAUGGAAAGGCGGGCGAGUUUUUUUUACCCUACGAUAGAAUUUCAAAUAAAAGUGGGGUGAAGACGGACAGAGAGAGAGAGAGAGAGAGAGGGAAACGAAUUAUCGGCGACUUUGGAAAUUUGGAAAAAUUUCGAUCACGUUGUUCGAUCUCGUUACCUACCUACCUACCUACCCACCUACCUAUACAUGGAAGAAAAGUGGCGCGAUUUUGAAAACGGAUACAAAAACGUCGGUGACGACAACCAUUCGUUUUUCGCUUCGGCUAGAUCGGUUUUCUUGUUGUUGUUGUUGUUGUUGUUGUUUUUUACACGAAGUGUCGGCGACGGGAAAUUUUUCCGAAAAAUUUCACCCUCGAUACGUCGGUGUUGCGAAAUAAUUUGAAAAUUUAAAAAAAACAAACAAAAACAAAACAAUAAUAAUCAAUCAAUUUUCAACGAUGUCACGAGAAAUUACCGCAGAUAUUAACGAAUUGGAUAACUGCGGCGAACCUCCCGGUAAACGUUGCUGAUCGAAUGAAAAUUCGUUUCGUUUAAUUGUGAGGAAUUUAAAUAAUUUGAUAAAAAAAAAAAAAGAACGAAAGAAAGAGAAACAAAAAAAAAAAACACUUAUUCAGUGAUUGGUAAAGUCUAAUUAUACUUUUUAUGGUGCGUGUAUCAUGAGAGUACUUUCGUACGCGGCGGGCAGUGUCUGAGAUCGAAGAAAAGCAGAAUUUUCGUCUGUUUUUCGAAGAGGUAUAACGAAAACUGAAGAGAAAAAAGCAAAAAAAAAAAAAAAAGUAUUCGACACCAGUUGCGAGUUGAGAAUAAAAUUGGCCGAUCGAAUCAGGCCACAAUUGUAUGCACCUAGGGCUAUGGGCGAGUAUUUAAUAAAAUCUUCGGAAUCUAAAGAAAAUAAAGUGGGCGAAACUUCGGAGGUGAUUACCGUAGCGGUUGAGGACCGAUUUACCGAGGGGGGGAUCGUCGAGCGGGCGACAAGGGAUUCGAAAAUCUUCGCAUCGGAUUUGGGAGGGAGAUGGAUUAGGAGGAAGAACAGUUUACAGGACAAGUUAUACGAGGGAUCGUCGGGAUCGAGGGCCGGUAAUUUGAGGAUAAAAUUAACGAUCGUCCUCCUGUUAGCCAUGACGUUCGCGAGGAUGACAAUUGCCUCGCCGACUCCCUCCCUGAAAAAAAUUCACAGAGAUUCGACUCAGGGUUCGAAAUCAACGACGGAUUACGAGGACGUCGUCGCAGACGGUGGAAAUCCACGAGCCAGGAGCCUCCGGGAUUUCGAUCGUCCGGAGGUAGAUCGUCCGAGUUUUUCCAACGACGAUUACGCCAUGGACGACGAUUAUUCUUUUCAAAACAUUCAGGAUCCCCCCCUCGAGUCGCACGAGUUGGAUAAGAUCAGAAAGAGCAUCAUGGAAGACCUCGGGCUCGCCAGGAUUCCGGAUCCUUCGAAGGCGAACGUCAGUCAAACCGAGUACGAAAAUGCGCACAGAGAGUACCUGAGAAGAGUUCAAUUGUCUGCAAACGGACAAAACAAGGAACAAAGAACGAGAAGAAGACUGCACGUAUUUUAUCCUGCAGAUCAACCUUACGUAUUUUCGAACGAUUCGUCGUCCGAGGUGAUGACGAGGAGGAGUUUCCCCACGAACGUAACGUCCACGUCCGCUUCGUCGUUGAACAACGCCCAUUCCAUAUACUUUCCCAUUAGAAUUCCAUCGGAAGAAGACCACGCUGUGGAUCACGCCACCUUGAGGUUACUGGUGUCCGGAAUCCGUGGCGAUUUCGAGGACAAUUUUUACCACGACUCGGAGGACCCCGUCGAAAUAUCCGUCUACCGGACGACGAGGUCAUCCCGGCGGCUCGUGAGCCGCCAGAAGAUCCUCGUCGAUCCCUCGGGACCGAGGUGGGUGGAGUUCGACUCGACGGAGGCGGUCGCCUCCUGGAUACACGAGGGCGCAGAGAACUUCGGUUUCGCGAUGGAGGCGAGCCGAAAGGGCGCCCCGUUGCUCUGGUUUCCGGCCAGUCCGGCCCUGAACGUUUUCACGGUAUCGGAAGCGAGGAGUCCCGGCGUCAGGAACCGGAGGGCCACGCCGGACCAGCUCCUCUCGCUGCACAGGGGGAGGAGAACGGAGUGCAGAGGGCAGAACAAGAAGUGCUGCCGUCACCAGAUGACCGUGAUUUUCAAGGACCUCAAGGGCUUCGAGUUCAUACUGCAGCCGAAGGACUUCGACGCGGGUUAUUGCAAGGGUAGAUGCCCGCCGCGUUACAAUCCCGCGCAUCAUCACGCGCUCCUCCAGAGUCUGAUAUGGAAGGAGGACAGGAAAAAGGCGCCGAGGCCCUGCUGCGCCCCCAGCAAACUCGCCGAACUCGAGAUAUUGUACUUCGACGAGAACGACACGACGAAACUGAAGGUGUCCAACUGGAAGAACAUGAAAGUAUUGGAGUGCGCGUGUUCUUAGUGAAUUGUAACGAUUGAACGAUAAUUGUAAAAAUUGAAGCGAAACGAUCGUUGUUUUAAUAUUUAACUAAUCGCGCGGUUGUGACUUUCUAUGUCAUAUGGAGAAAAAAAAAAAAAAAGAAAUGGAAGACACGUUGCAACCGUGUGUGUAUACCGCUACGGGACGAGUGAUCCGUUGACUGUUUCCAAAAUGACCUUGAACGACGUCAGAUUAAUGUUAAAUGUACGAAAGCAGCCGAUUUCUCAACGGCUGAAAUUGACCCUCCUUUAUUUUCUACGAUAAAAUAAUCCUAAUGUUAAAUAUUAUCGUUAUUAUUAUUGUAACAAUUAGUCGUAUACACGUCGCUACACACCUUGAUAAAUUAUGUAGAAAAAUUUUAAAAACGAAAAAAAAAAUCAAACAAAAAAUACAAAAAAAAAACAAAUUAUCAAAUAUAAAUCGAAUGUAUACAUACGUGUACGCGAAAUUAUGCGUAGGUGUAUGUAUAUAUUUAUUUAUCGACUAACCAAAGAAUUCUAUGAAAAAAAUAAAAUAAAUAAUUAAAUAAAAAAAAAAAAAACUGUCGGUCGACUCCUUGAUGAUUAUUAAUUGCAGGGUAUUGCGCUGCUUUGACUGUGAUAUAUAAAAAUAAUUACGCAUGUUAAAUUAUGAAAAAAAAAAAAAAAAAUUAAAUGAUUAUA
Athalia rosae (coleseed sawfly) is the source of this 3278-nucleotide messenger RNA. It is a transcript of the gene mav, whose product is annotated as bone morphogenetic protein 4. The record is from RefSeq and is a predicted model, not a curated record. Gene Ontology annotation, biological process: SMAD protein signal transduction; BMP signaling pathway. Lineage: Eukaryota; Metazoa; Arthropoda; Insecta; Hymenoptera; Athaliidae. Bases 1006 to 2598 code for a protein of 530 amino acids. Gene Ontology annotation, cellular component: extracellular region. The transcript has 3 exons. Gene Ontology annotation, molecular function: growth factor activity; cytokine activity.